This is a messenger RNA of Dujonia railenensis, 615 nucleotides long. Lineage: Eukaryota; Fungi; Ascomycota; Pichiomycetes; Serinales; Debaryomycetaceae. The record is from the annotation of a GenBank genome assembly.
AUGCUGUUGGAAGAAUUAACGGCACAAUUAAACAGCCUUAAGGCAAUUGUUGAAAAGCAAUCUCAAGUCAUUGCUCAAACUGGACAACAAGUAUUAGAUAUCCAGGUGAAGAAUGUUAGGUCUAAGAUGGAUGAUUUUGAUGUGAACAAAAAAAGUAGCUCGAAUAUUGACGUUGACGAUUUUGUAACUAACGAAGAUAUCGUUCAAUUGGUGGGAGAAUUACAGGGCCAGUUGGAUUUCUUAGAAGACAGAAGUAUCAAGAGACUUUUCAACUCUGCGUUGGAUGAAAACUCUACCAACAUUAUAGCACCUUUGAGCAACCGCGAUGGUGAGGAACCCAGUGGUGAGUUAUACCCAAAAACCGUACAGCAAUUUUUAGAUCUUGAUGCAAGCAGUUUAGUUUUAUUAUGUGAGUUUUACGAAUUGGUUCAAUCCAAUGAGCCUGUUGACUUGGAGAAUGCCGAGAACUUGGAAGAGGCACAAAAGCAGUUGAGUGAGACUAGACCGCUCAACGAGCGAGUGGAAUCAUUGACACCGGGCCAGUUGGACGAGUUAAAGGACGAAUUAGCCAGGUACAUGGGAUUAAAAUUCAGAGCCCAAGAGGGCGUAUGGUAA